AUGCGUUUACCAAUCCACUGUUUGGCCGCUGCUUUGGCCUUGAUUCAAGCUACGUUCGUUAACGGUUGGGCAAUGCGACUUGAACGGAAUUUAGAGGAUGAGAAUGAUAUGCUCAACAGAGAGUGGUACAACCUGAAGGCACACGGUGGUGUGAAAAGAUGCUCAGCAGCUGCAUCGGCAGAUGGUUUCCCUGUAUCAGGAUUCUCAAUUACAAACUUUGGACCUCUAGACGACGGAUUUAGAGAGAAGGAAGCUGCGCCAAAAAAGUGGCGAGACAGACUUGGAUGGAUGGGCUUUUGGAAAAAUGGACAAUGCCAGGGCUUACCAACCGUCAUAGUACAUUUCUACAACGUCCCAUACACGAGACAAGCUAUAUACUUCCCCAAGCUAUUGAAUUUCUCUGAAGACAUUGAUGAAGGAGAUAUUUCAUUUGCUCGGUACGGUGAUAUUCCUUUCGGAAACAUUUGGUUUCAUGGUAAUAGACAAAUCCCUGAGGGAGCUGUUGCAGUCCGCAAGAGUCCGAGUCAAAGAGCUGGUAAACCCGAAUAUGAAGACGAAUUCGUCAUUUUCAAGAAUGCUGUUCGAGUAUUAAAUGUUGGCCCGAAUAACGACAGGUCACUAGUUGACCCUAGUGACCGUCGAUGGGAUCUGAGCGGCACUGUAUCGAAGAAAGUUGAUCCUUCCAAGCCCGAUUCCGAUCCCACAGCAUGGACGCCGGACGUUACGACUCGAUAUAUCCAAAUCCACGAUGGAGCCAAUAUAUCAGCAAACGAGGAGUCAGAUCGUACAGUGCAGGAGUUCCUAGGAUUAGUACCUACGAACGAAGGGCGCGGGCAACUUCUGAGACCCCCCACCAAAUAUCUAACUCUAAUGUGGGGUGGUGCCGAGGGUGAUGAGGACGAAGAUAGGCCCUCGGAGGACCAGAGAGCUGAAGAAGAAGAGGAGCCGCGAACCAUAGCAGGCACAAGUAAAAGGCCCGAAUUAGAAGAGGAGCUUGCACUCCAACAGGCAGCGUAUCGAUCAUUUGAUAGCCAAAAUCGAGGCCCCAGCGGUCCCGGGUCCACACAGCCCCCCUCUUCGCUACAAAACACAGGGACUAUGGAGACCGAGCCUCUCGACCCACACAAUGCAGGAGCUGCACAGGCUGAAUCUGAGCAAUACACGGAACCACAAAUUUCUGACUACAAGAAAAUUAAAUCACGCCUCGAGACUAAAGAAAUGCUUUCCACAUUGUUAGAAAAAUACCCUAAUUGGACAGAGCUUACAGGCGAAGAGAGGCGCCAGAGAUACAAUGAAUUUCAGUCCGAGAAGAAACAAAAAGACAUCCAGAUGGUCCGUAAUCUUAUAGAAGAUACCUCCAAAUGGCAGCAGCUAUCACCAGAAGAAAGAUAUAGACUAUACCGGCAGCUUGACACAACUGCUAAUCGAGCGAGAAACACAAUGCCGAACGAACAAAACCAAACACAUCGAUCGCAACAAGAAUUGGAACGGGAGAGAGAGCGACUGAAGAAAGAAGCAUCAAGACGCGAAGCUGAAAAGCAAAAGCGACAAGAAGAGCGAGAAAAGCGACUGAAAGAAGAAGAAGUCGCCAACGAAAAGUCGGUUGUGGAAUUUAUAAGCACUUUGGCUCAAGAACGUGCACGCUAUGAAUCUAGUGAAGAGGAAGAUAGUCCGGAGCCCCAGCGGAAUGCAGGCUCGAAUAACCCUCGCCCACCGGGCUAUUUGUAUGCUGGCAUCUACAGUUCAGAUAUUCCACCCCCUCAAUCAAACAUCGCUGGGAAUAUGAACCAGAAUAACGCUCGUUCACUGAGCUCUGGUGGCAGCUAUACUUCAAACAAUCCGCCCAACUCCGGCGGGAACAUGGGCCAGGGUAACCGGCCUCCGUUCAAUCCUACUGAAAGUGUGAAUCGAAAUAGUUCGCCAUUUUUGCCAAAUCCUGGUAGCAAUACAAGUCAAUACAAUUCUCGUCCACCGAACUAUGGUGGUAGCUAUACUUCGAACAAUCCACCCAACUUCGGCGAGAACAUGGGCCAGGGUAACCGGCCUCCGUUCAAUCCUACUGGAGAUGUGAAUCGAAACGGCUCGCCACUUUUGCCAAAUUCCGGUAGCAAUACAGGUCAAUACAAUCCUCGUCCACCGAACUAUGGUGGUAGCUAUACUUCAAACAAUCCACCCAACUUCGGCGGGAACAUGGGCCAGGGAAACCGGCCUCCGUUCAAUCCUACUGAAGGUGUGAAUCGAAAUAGUUCGCCAUUUUUGCCAAAUCCUGGUAGUAAUACACGUCAAUACAAUUACAACCCUUAUCUGCCAAAUAAUGGUGGAAACAUGGGCCAGAACUACCAAAACCCUUCUAAUGCUGGCAGAAAUCUUAAUCCGAAUAGUUCACCCUUCCUACCACAGCCUGGUAGUAAUGUCGUUCAGAAUAACCCCCGCCCACUGAAUACUAACGCAAAUCUGGGACAAAAUAACCAGCGGCAGUUAAAUCCUAGUAGCAACAUUAACCAAAACAAUCUACAAUCCCAGCAAAACCCUAGUGGAAACAUGGGCCAGAGUAACCCUCGCCCGCAGAAUAUGGGAGGAAACAUUAAUCCAAACCCGCAAAACCCCGGAGGAAAUACAAAUAUGAAUAACGCACAACCUCAACCCAAUGCUGGUGGAAACGCGAACCAGAACCCAAGGCCCCCUAGGAGGUGGGAGUAUGGCAGCCAAGGACCUGGGCCAGGGGUUGACUACUUCACAUCUAAUAAUGUGAACACUGGUAUGAAUGAGCCGCCUUUUUACCAAGACUACGCUCGUAUGGGCUUCGCACGGCCAUAUGAUCUGCCACAUUCCAAUACAGGAGGCCCGCCGAAUACCCAGCUUGACGGUGGCCCAAGCAGCCGGGUCCUAACAGCAGUGAAUAUGAUUCUUAACGACGAUUAUUCAAGGGUAGCCCCAAGCCAAGAGAUCGCUCCAUCUAGUAGCAACAAUGCUCUCAACAAAGGAAAUACAAUGGAGGAGGAAGUCGAGGAGGAGGAAGAACAAAAUAAUCUUCAGGUUGGAAACAACGGCCCGGAAUGGGGCAGCAAUUCACUCUGGGAGUCCCGAGAUGAUGAUACAGAAAAUAACCCGGGUGAUGAGUUUUCCGCUUACAACUUUGGGCCGCGUAGAUUAAGGUAG
Orbilia oligospora ATCC 24927 is the source of this 3159-nucleotide messenger RNA. RefSeq lists its product as uncharacterized. The transcript has a single exon. Bases 1 to 3159 code for a protein of 1052 amino acids. The record is from RefSeq and is a predicted model, not a curated record. Lineage: Eukaryota; Fungi; Ascomycota; Orbiliomycetes; Orbiliales; Orbiliaceae.